UUAUUUUGCAUUAACAGCACCUUCUGUACUGGAGCACCCCCGCCUCCCGCCUGUCCUAACUUAAUUGACCAAUAGACGUAUAAAGAGGGGUUCCUGCAGAUGCCGGAAUGCCCACAUGCGGGCUGCAAUUUCACCCUUCUCACUUGUUGUGGGAUAGGAGGAGGAUGCAGCGGAAAGGAGUGAUGAUAGAGAAAACAGGUUAUGCUGUAGCCACCAUGCUGGGGACUUCAACAUCCACCAAACAAGGGGCAAAUGAGAAUCCCAUAGUGCUUGAGAUGUCGAAUAUCCCCUCUUAGAUUUGAAGACACUCCUGAAUUAAUCUCAUCAGUGGCACCUGAUACAGUCGAGAAAUCCAUAAAGGAAAAAAAGAAAAAGACUAAAGCACUAACUGAACAGGGACCAGAAGAACCGGCAAUUGUGCAUAAUCAAAAGGAUGGUCACCAGUUGACAGUCGAGGAAAAAAGGUCAAGAACCUGAACAUAAAGCGCGAACAGUGACUGAGCUGGAAGUGGUGGAGAAAGAGAGGAAGAAACUUAAAAAAGGAAACGAAGAGAAGCAGCAAAAUGUUAUUCAAGAUGAAAUGGAGGUACCAGAUCCUGAGGCACAAACUGGAGGGAAAAUGAAGAAAGUCAAAGAAUCUUCAAACGCAUCAGGGGCGAGCGGAUUUAGUGAUUGCUGAUGAGAAUAAUAUGAAUAGCCGGAAGAAAAAGAGAGAACAUAAUGACAUUGAGCCAGAACGUGUGAUAGACAGUGUCCUCUCAAAGGCUGCAGUCGAUGUUUCAGCUGUAACUGCGCCAGAUGAGGCCAGAAAGAGUAAGAAGAAGCACAAGAACAGACAAACAGAGCUUGAGGAGGGAGUGGAAAGCUGUCGGACAGUUACAAGAACAGCAGAUGAUCCAGAAAACAUAGAACUGCACCCUGAAAUGGUCAAGAGAGGUAAAAAUGUGGUAACUGAGGCAGAGGAGAAUGUUUAAAAAAGGAAACGAAAGAAGAAAAAACACAGUGAACUGAACGAUUGUCCAGAUAAAGCAGACCUUCCAGGUAUAGAAGAACAAACUGAAAGAAAAUUGAAGUCAAAGAGGCCAAAAACGGAUGGAGAGUCUGCAGCAGUGGGAGAAAGAAAAAACACAGCAGAGAGUCAGACAAGGGAAUGGACAGUGUCCACUCUGCAGCAGAUGGUUUGGAUUUAACUGUUCCAAAUGACAACAGGACUCAUGAUGCUGGAACAAACGGUGAGACAGAGGGUGCCCAUUCAACCAUGGUUGAGACAGGGACCCAACACAACAAACCCUGCCUAAAUGAAGAAACUCUAAGUGUGGACGACUGGCAGGCUCUGAAGGAUCUCAAAGAGUUCAUUCCCAAUGUUGAGUCAGUCGGUUGACGAGAUCCAUAAGAUGAUAAAGUAUGAUCUUGAUCGACUCAAGGAAUUCCGAAGACAAGACCCAAUCAGUUAAGCCCAUGUGGAAUCUUCGGUUGUUCCCAGGACUUUCCCUGCGAAGUGGAAGAUUCAAUGCGCAGGAGAACGAACGACUCAUGAGUAAGGUCAACGACUUCCUGGCUGUCACUGGGAUUCAGAGUGCCUUUAAGCUCUUCCAUCCACAGCGCUUCAAAGGGGAAGAAGCAAAUAUCAAGAAGUUGAAGUGUCAGCACAGAUUCCAUGAAAGAAUAGCUGAAGGAAUACCAAGAUCUUGGCAUCAAAUCUAUAUACGUGGGAGGAAAAUGUUUGAUGGCAGCAACUACAAGGGCAGGUUCACCGAAGAAGAACUUCACACAUUGAAAAAACUGCAGACGUUGCACGGCAACAAGUGGGCGAAGAUCUCAGCGUUGACUGGCCGAAGCGAAUCGGCCCUAGAGAAACGUUUUGCUCAAAUGUCCGCAAACAAAGGUGCGUGGACCGAGGAACAACUGAAGACUAAUGGAAGCUGUGCGGAAGCACCUGGUGGGACAGGCAGUGGCAGUGGACCGGCCACCAUCAGGAAAGACAAACUGUACAACAACAUUCCCUGGACAGAUGUGUGCCAGACGGUUGAAACGCGCCACUGGUCCCAGUGUCGAAUAAAAUGGUUGGGUGUUUUGAAGCACAAAAUGGCAUAUGGACAACCAGUAUUCAGUGGAGGCACGAAAUCAUUUCAGGGCAAAGUGGAUUUGAUCAAAGCCUUGAAUGCAAUGCAGGUGGAAGAUUUUGCAGAUAUCGACUGGGAAGAAAUUGCUCACACAAUUGGAGAUCAUUGACUUCCUCAACAGUAGAGUUCUCCCCAAUUUUGAAGAGCACCUCAAAGUUCUGAUCAAAUCAGGAGAGGUGGUGUCCAGAAAUGAUCCUCAAGAGCUCUUCCUACUCUCUGAGCUCUUUGAUAAUGAGGACGGCGACUACUACAGCGAGGUUCAGAACAGCUGAUGAAAACAAAGCACGUGGACCUGGCUUAAGGCCCCACUGUGGGGGUAGCUGUGUGCCCCUCUGUCUCACAAUUAAGGAUUCAGCUCGUUCAUGGAGGUGGUUAAUGAUCAACUUAUUUGUAGUUAAGUGUUCAUUUAGUUUUCUGUAAGACGUUACAAUGUCAUCACCCCCAUAAUGAUUUAAUGCAUCUGGUGAAUACUCAGAUGAGUUGUAUUAUGUUUGUAAAAUCUGACAGGUGACUUUUUUAUAGAAUCCCAUUUUAUUUUUGA
Messenger RNA from Salmo salar (Atlantic salmon), 2664 nucleotides. NCBI's taxonomy places the organism in Eukaryota, Metazoa, Chordata, Actinopteri, Salmoniformes, Salmonidae. The record is from RefSeq and is a predicted model, not a curated record.